Phalacrocorax carbo (great cormorant) is the source of this 1348-nucleotide messenger RNA. NCBI's taxonomy places the organism in Eukaryota, Metazoa, Chordata, Aves, Suliformes, Phalacrocoracidae. The record is from RefSeq and is a predicted model, not a curated record.
GAAGGCCGGGGGCAGCCCCGUCGGGCGGGAGCGGGAAGCGCCGGAGCCGCCCCGUCGGGGCCGCCGCGAUUGCGGCGCCGCGGGCAGCACGGCUCGGCCCGGCGGGGACAGGGGCUGCCGGGGCCUGCGGGUGAACCGGGGGGGCGCGGACGGGGGAAGCCCCUCCCGGACACCGCGGCCCCGGGGAGCCGCCAGCCGCCGCGCCGGGGCCGCCCCGGCUGAUUUCCCGGUGCGGCCGGGGGGCAGCGGGGGACACUGGGGUGCACACCGAGGAGACACCAAAGGGAAACCGUGGGGGACACAGCGCGGAGACGCCCCCGGGCUCCGGGGGAUCCCGUCCUGCUCUGUCCGGGCUCCCGGUGUGCACGACGGGGCGGGCGGGGCGGCCCAGGUGCGCCGGGCGGGGGGUCCUGGUCCCGCCCGUGCCGCUGCCGCCGCCGUGCCCCCGGGCGCAGAGCCGCCAGGAACUGCCCCGGGUUUUCCUGCCCGUCCCGUCCCGUCCCGGCGCGGCGCGGGGCCGGGCGCGGCGGGGCGCAGCCCGGGGACCCCGGCCCGGUAUCGGUUCUGCUUUCGAGGGAGGCGGCGAUUUCGCAGUAACGGGGGGCGGGUGCCACCUGCCCCGGGGAUUCCCCACCUGCUGCCGCCCCAUAAGAGCCCGGUGGCGGCGCCGGUGGCGGCACCGACCGGCUAUGGCCCCUCUCCGCCACCUCUGCCUCUGCCUCCCGCUGCUGCUGCUGCUGCCGCCGCCCGCGGCCCCGGCCCCGACCCCGGCCCCCCGCACCGACUGGGCCGCCUGCAGGAGCCUCUCCCUGGAGCUGUCGCAGCGGCUGAUGUCCCUCAAGGAGCCGCACCGGGUCCUGGAGGACACGCACCUGAGUGAGGAGGACCCUGAGAACUGGCCUCCCCGGAUCCGCUGCAGUGACGCCUGUGACCCCUCCACACUGGACACCAACAAUACGCACUGCCUGCAGCGCAUCCUCCAGGGGCUGAAGCACUACCGGGACCUGCUGGGCUCUGACAUCUUCACCACCCGCCCCCUGCACCAGCUGCAGGCCACGCUGAACCAGCUGCUGGACCAGCUGCUGGCUCCCCACCAGCAGGAGCGCAAUGAGCCCCACCGCCACCACAUGGAGCCCAGCGAGGCCUGGGCCCGCCCGUUGCUGCAGCGCCUGGCACUCCAGCGGCUCCAGUCCUUCACCGCCAUCAUGGGCCGUGUCUUCACCCACAGCGCCAGCCCGCACUGAGGCCGCCCCGCUGCGGCCCCACCAACUAUUUAUUCCCCUGUGCUCCAAGGGGCUAUUUAUGUGUGAUGCUCUCUAUUUAUCUCAGGUAUUUAUAAGUUUCUAAU